Messenger RNA from Beta vulgaris subsp. vulgaris (sugar beet), 1598 nucleotides. RefSeq lists its product as uncharacterized. Bases 489 to 1226 code for a protein of 245 amino acids. The record is from RefSeq and is a predicted model, not a curated record. The transcript has 7 exons. NCBI's taxonomy places the organism in Eukaryota, Viridiplantae, Streptophyta, Magnoliopsida, Caryophyllales, Amaranthaceae.
UUAAUAAAACAAAAGAAUCUUUUAUAAUCUGAGUUUGAUUCCUUCCAAAUCACCGCAACAUGUGUUAUUAUUAGUACUCUUUUAAUCAUAAAAUUAACAAAUCUUAAAUCAAAUAAAAACUCUUGUUGUUUUCAAGUACCUCUCUCUUACCCUCUUUUUACUCUCUUUAACCCCAAUUUCUCCUUUCUUCUCCCGUACAAUCCUUCCCCCUUUCUCUCUCCUCUCCCCCAAAAAACAAAAAAAAAAAACAAGCCUUUUGAAUUCAGAUUAUCUUUGCUCCAAAACCCCAUCAAAUUCUUCUCUGAAAUUACAAAGUCCCAUAUUCUUUUUUUCUGAGAAUUCAUCCUGUUUUGAAAUCCCAUCAAAAUUUGAUGUUUUUUCUCAUCUGGGUGUUGGAUUUUAUGGCGGGAAAUCUUGUUUAAGUGUACAAAAAGGUGAAAUUUUGAGGAUUUGUGAAGUGGGUAAUUGUUAAAAAUCGUUAAUUUCGAAUGGCAGCAAGUGCAAAUCCAUCUGGAAAUCACCACCAAGAACAAUCCUCUUUCAAUGGUGGUCCUGCUGCUUCCACCAGCAAUGGCAAUUCGGGUCCGGGUCAUGACAAUUCGGGUACUGCUUCAGCGAUGAAGCAUAAUCCUGGUAUUGCUACAGAUUGGACUGCUGAGGAGCAAACAAUCUUGGAAACUGGGCUCAAUAAACAUGCAUCAGUAUCAAAAAUUAAUCAAUAUGCCAAGAUUGCUAUGGAGUUGCCAAAAAAGACAGUCCGUGAUGUGGCACUACGCGCUAAAUGGAUGGAUAGAAAGGAGAUCAACAAGAGAAGAAAGGAGGAUCAUACAAGGAAGAGCAAAGAUAAAAGGGAAAAGGUCACUGACUCUUCGCCAAAGUCAUCUCAAUUGCAUGCAUCAAGGCCUGCUGGUCAUCCUUAUCCCGUGCCAGCAGUUCCUUUAGAUGAUGAAGAUGGUGUCUCUUACGAAGCAAUUGGUGGUCACACUGGGGAGCUACUUCAGCAAAAUAAACUUUUCUUCCAAAAAAUUUCUGCAAACUUUUCGUCUUAUCAGAUUCAAGAGAACAUUAGUCUGUUUUGCCAAGCACGCGAGAAUCUUCUUAAAAUCCUGAAUAACGUGAAUGACACUCCAGAAGUAAUGAGACAAAUGCCUCAAUUGCCAGUGAAGUUGAAUGAAGAUCUAGCGAAUACGUUCCUCCCUCCGACGAAUCAUCAGAAGCAGUCGUGACUGUGACUGUUUGCUUGCCGGUAUAUGUUAAUGAACUCACUAUAAUAGCAUGUAAAAGCAGUUAGCAAAAUACUACAUCAACUUCCAACUCCCAACGGAGAAAUAGGAAGCAAGCUAGCAAAGCAAGUAGAUGCUCUUUUCUGUUCAUUACAAUUUACAAAUGUGAUUCAUAAAAACUUUAGUUUAUUUUUCUUUACUACUGUUAUUGUCAGUUUACAUAGUUUGUGUAGUAGCCAAUAGUUUAUUGGAUAUUCUUAGGAGUUAGAAAGUAGAAAACUAAUAAAUCAUGUAGGUCAAUUUUAGCCUAUUUUAUAUAUUUUUUUUGGGUAAAUGUCUAUUAUGUAAUGUUAAUAAGUGAUUUCGUUGUCAGUA